CGACCGCUUACCUGGGCCUGGAGAGGGAGGAGGGAGGCGGGAGCGACCCAAGGUGGAGUGUGAGAAGGAGAGAGCACGACCACCCGUCGGCCGGUCUGUCUGUCCGUGGUGGUGCUAAGAAACUAGGAUGAACCGAAGCAUUCCUGUGGAGGUUGAUGAAUCAGAACCAUACCCAAGUCACUUACUGAAACCAAUCCCAGGCUGUUCCCAGGAAGAGGCAUCUGAACCACCUGCUCCAAAUCUAAGGAACAUGGCACCCAACGGCUUGUCUGCACCCCAAACCCCUCACUGUUCCUCAGGAGACUUUUCUCAGGCUCAUCCACCCCUGAAACUUUCCAAUCACCUGCGGCCUGUGUCCCAGCAUGUCACCUGCCUGCGCACUAAAAUCCUGGAGGAGAGCGAAGACAGCUUCUGGAGGAGACACCCGGACCCAGGCAAAGAUUUUCCCUCGGGUUCCUCUGCAGCCUGCCAGCACGAGCCUGAGUCUGUGGUUGGAGCCCUCCCCCUGGAGCAUCAGUUUUCAUUUAUGGAAAAACGGAAUCAAUGGCUAGAAUCUCAGCUUUCAGCAGCUUCUCCUGACACUGGCCAUGACUCAGAGAAAUCAGACCAAAGUUUACCUAAUGCCUCAGCAGACUCCUCGGGCAGUAACCAAGAGACGGUGCAACAGCCCUGGCCCCACAGGAACCGAGCAGCUCCAGAUCUGCCUACAAUAGACACGGGGUAUGAUUCCCAGCCCCAGGAUGUCCUGGGCAUCAGGCAGCUGGAAAGGCCCCUGCCCCUCACCUCUGUGUGUUACCCCCAGGACCUCCCCAGACCUCUCAGGUCCAGGGAGUUCCCUCAGUUUGAACCUCGGAGGUACCCAGCAUGUGUACAGAUGCUGCCUCCCAGCCCUCAUGCUCAGUGGAACUGUCAUUACCAUUGUCCUGGAGGUCCCCAUCACCAGGUGCCAUGUGGCCUCGACCACCCUCAAGCAGCCUACCAUCAAGUGUUCCAGCCACGCGGGCAGCCCCUCCUGGGAGCCAGUGGGCGAGGCCCACACCCUGUGCAGAAGGUCAUCCUGAACUACCCCAGCCCCUGGGACCAAGACGAGAGACCGGCACAAAGAGACCAUUCCCCAGGGCUCCCAAGGGACCAACUAUAUCAUCAGCCACCUAAUCGAGCGGGAGUUCCUGAGGAGUCCUUGGAGUGUCCUGCAGAGUUGAGACCACCAGCUCCCCAGGCUCCAUCCCCAGCUGCUGUCCCCAGACCCCCUAGUAACCUUCCAGCUAGAGGAACUCUGAAAACAAGCAAUUUGCCAGAAGAAUUACGGAAAGUCUUUAUCACCUAUUCUAUGGACACAGCCACGGAGGUGGUGAAAUUCGUGAACUUUUUGUUGGUAAAUGGCUUCCAAACUGCAAUUGACAUAUUUGAGGAUAGAAUCCGAGGCAUUGAUAUCAUCAAGUGGAUGGAACGCUACCUUAGAGAUAAGACAGUGAUGAUAAUUGUAGCAAUCAGCCCCAAAUACAAACAGGAUGUGGAAGGUGCCGAAUCACAGCUGGACGAGGAUGAGCAUGGCUUACAUACUAAGUACAUUCAUCGAAUGAUGCAGAUUGAGUUCAUAAAACAAGGAAGCAUGAAUUUCAGAUUCAUCCCUGUGCUCUUCCCAAACGCUAAGAAGGAGCAUGUGCCCACCUGGCUUCAGAACACUCACAUCUACAGCUGGCCUAAGAAUAAAAAAAACAUCCUGCUGCGGCUGCUCAGAGAGGAAGAGUACAUAGCCCCUCCCCGGGGGCCUCUGCCCACCCUUCAGGUGGUACCCUUGUGACCCCAACCAUCCUCAGAGCCCCAGGGCCAUGCUGUGUGUGUGUACUUACAAGCACUCUUCUAGCAGAGGCUGUUCGUUUGCAGGCCCUCUCAGAGGGCUCCCCGCAACCCCAGAAAACCUGUUCUGCAGAGCAUUCUUCCUCCAGAGACCUCCUUUCAGACAGAGGCCAUGUUGCUCUGCCUUCCCUACUGCUAACACCCACGGCAUGUUGCUCCUAACUGUCUGAUGUGUCCAUUCUGGGCCUCUCACUGCUUAGCGAGUAGAUCAUAUAAAUGAUGUUGCAAUAAAUGUGAACGGACCACAAACGCUCUCCCAUCGCUUAGGGCUAUUUUUAUGAGUUAGCCAGAUGUUCUUGUGUCCUCAGACCAACCUGAUUCGUGUACAGAUAAUAAAAUGUUUACUCUUUUGUAA
This is a messenger RNA of Neofelis nebulosa (Clouded leopard), 2215 nucleotides long. RefSeq names its product TRAF3 interacting protein 2 (gene TRAF3IP2). NCBI's taxonomy places the organism in Eukaryota, Metazoa, Chordata, Mammalia, Carnivora, Felidae. The coding region runs from base 128 to 1804 and encodes 558 amino acids. The transcript is spliced from 9 exons. The record is from RefSeq and is a predicted model, not a curated record. Gene Ontology annotation, biological process: humoral immune response; positive regulation of canonical NF-kappaB signal transduction.